Messenger RNA from Aethalodelphis obliquidens (Pacific white-sided dolphin), 1572 nucleotides. Its product is annotated as olfactory receptor 9I1-like. Gene Ontology annotation, cellular component: membrane. NCBI's taxonomy places the organism in Eukaryota, Metazoa, Chordata, Mammalia, Artiodactyla, Delphinidae. Gene Ontology annotation, biological process: G protein-coupled receptor signaling pathway. Gene Ontology annotation, molecular function: G protein-coupled receptor activity; olfactory receptor activity. The record is from RefSeq and is a predicted model, not a curated record.
AUGCACCACCACCCCCAGGUCUGUACCUUCACCUGUAAUGUAUCAAAGCCACCCAGCCAUGUGGAGCCAACGGCCAAAAGAAAUCUCACCACUGUGACAGAGUUCAUUCGUGUGGGUUUCACAUAUCACCCUGAACCGGCCGUUCCACUCUUCCUGAUGUUUCUCAUCUUCUAUCUAGUCACCCAUCUGGGAAAUGUGGGAAUGUUUAUUUUAAUCCAAAUGGACACUCAACUCCACACCCCAGUGUACUUCUGCCCGAGCCAUCUUGCCCUGCCAGAUGCCUGCUCUACCUCGGUCAUCACCCUUCAGGUCCCAGCCACACUGACCACGAGCAAAACGGUCAUCUCCUGUGGCUCGUUCUUUUUCUUCACCAUCUGUGCAGGCACAGAGUGUUACCUGCUGGCAGUAAUGGCCUAUGACCGCUUUGUUGCCAUUAGCAACCCAUUGCUCUAUAACGUAGCAAUUACUCGGGGCAUCUGUAGGGGCUUUUUGGCCGCCUAUGUCUGUGGGGUAUCGGGGGCCAUCCUGCAUACCAUGUGCAUCUUUAUCCUCUCCUCCUGUGAUGACAGUCAGAUCAACUUCUUCUUCUGCGAUCUCCCACCACUGCUGAAGCUUGCCUGCAGCAACGUGACACAAAGUGAGAUUGUCAUCCUCUUUUUUGCCAAACUCAUGUUCCUGGCCAAUGUCGUGAUCACUCUGGUCUCCUACAUGCUCAUCAUCAGAACAAUCCUGAGAGUGAAGUCUGCUGGUGGGAGAGCCAAGACCUUCUCCACCUGCACCUCUGUUGUUCUCUUCUUCGGGACACUUGCCUUCAUGUACCAGAGAAGUAACUCAGACAAAUCCCCAGAGAAGGACAAGACUGUGUCUGUCUUUUACACUGUGGUCAUCCCCAUGCUGAACUUUUUGAUCUACAGUUUGAGGAACAAAGACGUAAAAGCUGCAAUAAGAAAAGUCAUCUGUAAAAUCCAGUUCCUGAGGGAGAAUGAACGUCCCUCGGUGCCGGGCCCCACGGCUCUGGGCUUGCUGAACGGCAGCUUGAGCAUGACCGUACACUCAGGACUGAUGCCCGGCUUUGAGGAUUUACUGUUGGCGCUGCGCCCAGCCGCCUACGCAAGCAACAGUCUGAUGCUCCAUUACACCCAAAAGGUUCGCUUCACCACCAAAGCACAGGAAGAGGUUUGCUUCACUAAAGAGGGGGAGAUGCUGGCAACGUUUGACAUUCAAAACAUCUACAUCCUCCCAGACCAGAGAGAACAGACCCUGACUGUUGGACAUUCUGACUUGAGGUCCCUACCUCCAUCUGCAAUGAAAAACGUCCUGCAGGAGCUAGGAAGCCAACCCUAUCUGAGAAGUCAAACUGCUGCUACAGCUGCCUUCCCUGCCCUGGAAAAGAGAUGUCCAUGCCACCUGACAGUGCUACAUGUGAGAAGUGCCCUGAGGACCAGUGGCCCAACAGGGAGUUGUCAGUGCAUCCCCAAAACCCUCGACUACUUGCCCUACCACGAGCCCCUCAUCGCAGUGUUGGCCGUCUACACAGCCCUGCUCUUCCUCCUUGCUCUGGACACAUCUUAG